This is a messenger RNA of Brassica oleracea var. oleracea, 1618 nucleotides long. RefSeq names its product protein ASPARTIC PROTEASE IN GUARD CELL 1. The coding region runs from base 67 to 1524 and encodes 485 amino acids. NCBI's taxonomy places the organism in Eukaryota, Viridiplantae, Streptophyta, Magnoliopsida, Brassicales, Brassicaceae. Gene Ontology annotation, molecular function: aspartic-type endopeptidase activity. The record is from RefSeq and is a predicted model, not a curated record. The transcript has a single exon. Gene Ontology annotation, biological process: proteolysis.
UAUUUGCAUCUAUCUUCUACGUUUGAAGUCACACUUGGCAUUAUAACCUUGCUCUUUUUAUUCACGAUGGGGCAAAACGUUCCAAAAACCGUCAUCUUCACGGCGGCUGUUCUCUUUUCAUCUUUCUCCUCCGUCUCUUCUUCCUUCCAAUACAACACACUCAUCGUCAACACUCUCCCUUCUUCCCAAAUCUUUUCAUCUCCCGAACCCGGAUCCUUGACCAGUACUGUAUUCGACUCCAUAACUUCACUCACCGUUCAUCUAUCACACGUCGAUGCUCUCUCUUCCUUCUCCGACGCAUCUCCAUUAGAGCUCUUCAACCUCCGUCUUCGAAGAGACUCUCUGCGCGUCAAGUCCCUGACCACCCUCGCCGCCGUCUCUACCGGCAAGAAUGUUACCAAAAGAACUCCACGCUCACCCGGUGGGUUUAGCGGCGCUGUUAUCUCCGGUCUUUCACAAGGAAGCGGAGAAUAUUUCAUGAGGCUAGGCGUUGGAACUCCGGCGACUAACGUUUACAUGGUCCUCGACACAGGAAGCGACGUCGUUUGGCUACAAUGCUCUCCAUGCAAAGUAUGUUACAAUCAGUCCGACCCGAUGUUCAACCCGGCAAAGUCAACGACUUUUGCAACUGUCCCGUGUGGUUCUAGUCUUUGUCGGAGACUAGACGAGUCGUCGUCGGAGUGUGUCAACCGUGGAAGCAAGACAUGUCUCUAUCAAGUCUCCUACGGUGACGGGUCGUUUACCAUGGGAGAUUUCUCCACCGAGACGCUGACGUUUCACGGCGCACGUGUGGAUCACGUGGCCUUAGGAUGCGGUCACGAUAACGAAGGCUUGUUCGUCGGUGCGGCUGGGCUGUUGGGCCUGGGCCGCGGAGGGUUAUCGUUUCCCUCACAGACGAAAAACCGUUAUAACGCUAAAUUCUCUUACUGUUUCGUCGACCGGACGAGUUCCGGUUCCGCUUCCAAACCUCCGUCGACUAUCGUCUUCGGAAACGACGCCGUUCGAGAGACCUCCGUCUUCACGACGUUAUUGACGAAUCCGAAGCUCGACACGUUCUAUUAUCUUCAGCUUCUUGGGAUCAGCGUUGGUGGUUCGCGCGUUCGCGGCGUUUCGGAGUCGCAGUUUAAGCUUGACCCCACCGGAGACGGCGGAGUGAUUAUAGAUUCCGGUACUUCGGUUACUCGGCUGACUCGACCGGCUUAUGUGGCGUUCAGAGAUGCGUUUCUUCUCGGAGCGACGAGGUUGAAACGUGCUCCGUCGUAUUCUCUGUUCGACACGUGUUUCGAUCUUUCUGGUAUGACGACGGUGAAAGUUCCGACGGUGGUGUUUCAUUUCAGCGGAGGAGAUGUUUCGCUUCCGGCAAGUAAUUAUCUUAUUCCGGUGAACACUCAAGGACGGUUCUGUUUUGCGUUCGCCAGCACAAUGGGGAGUUUGUCGAUAAUUGGGAACAUACAGCAACAAGGUUUCCGUGUCGCUUACGACUUAGUCGGGUCACGGGUCGGGUUUAUGUCUGGCGCAUGUUAGGUUUUUGUGUCUGACUUGACUGAUAUAUUAUUCCCAAAGAACAAUUUAAAAAUAAGAAAUUUAUCCAUAUUUGUCAUCAUCAUGACAUCAUCUA